AUGGCUUCACUUACUUCGAUCGCCACGCCUUAUCGCAGCUCUAGUUAUCCAUCUUCAUCGCAGGCUUUGCGAGUGAAUUACGCAAGAAACACUCUUUUCUCUGCCGGAGUUAGAUCUCCUGCUACGACUUCAUCAUCGCCUCUGACGAUCAGAAGCGCUUCAACCAAACCGAAACCAGCAGCUGAAGUCGAUUGGAGACAGAAGAGAGAGCUUCUCUUGGAGAAAAGGGUGAGAAGUGUGGACGUGAAGGAAGCUCUACGGUUACAGAAAGAGAACAACUUUGUGAUUCUUGAUGUAAGACCAGAGGCAGAGUACAAGGAAGGUCAUCCUCCAGGAGCUAUCAAUGUGGAAAUGUACAGACUGAUAAGAGAAUGGACAGCAUGGGACAUAGCUCGCCGUCUUGGAUUUGCUUUCUUCGGUAUCUUCUCUGGCACAGAAGAGAAUCCUGAGUUUCUUCAGAGUGUAGAAGCUAAACUUGACAAAGAGGCGAAGAUAAUAGUAGCUUGUUCAUCAGCAGGCACAAUGAAGCCGACUCAGAAUCUCCCUGAAGGCCAACAAUCAAGGUCACUCAUAGCUGCUUAUCUUCUGGUCCUCAACGGCUUUAAGAACGUGUUUCACCUUGAAGGUGGGAUCUACGCAUGGAGCAAGGAAGGCCUUCCUGUCGAAACUGAAGAAGAAGACUAA
Messenger RNA from Microthlaspi erraticum, 684 nucleotides. The record is from the annotation of a GenBank genome assembly. NCBI's taxonomy places the organism in Eukaryota, Viridiplantae, Streptophyta, Magnoliopsida, Brassicales, Brassicaceae.